AUGUUUGUAGAGGCACGGGUUGAUGGUCAGCAGUAUUUGGCAGUGAAUUAUGGUUCUUCAUAUGUUUGUGCAUUAAAGGGGUCAACAGUGAAAUUGUCCUGUGUUUUAAACUAUCCACAUGAUCAUGAGCUCAGAACAGUCUUCUGGACCAAACCUGCUGUAACUGAUGGAGAUCCACCGAACCUGUGUUUAGACCCAGAAAACAGAGGAGGAGUUCAGUGUGACCGUGAAUAUAAAGACACUCACAGCAUCACUUUGAUGAAUGUAACAGAAGCAGAUAAACACAUCUACUACUGCAGAUUCACUACAAACAGAGGAAGAUGGACAGGGAUUCCUGGAGCUCAGCUGGACGUCACAGAUCUGCAGGUGGAGACAGAGCAGAGUGUGAAAGAGACAGAUUCAGUCAAUCUGACAUGUAAAAGCAGCUGCUCUCUGCCUCAACAAACAACAUUCAUCUGGUUCAGAAACACAGAGAGAUUAACUACAGGAAUCAUCACAGAGAAUCAGCUUCAGCUGCGGUCAGUCAGUCGUGAUGAUUCAGGAAACUAUCAGUGUACUGUUUCAGGAGAGGAACAUCUGAUCUCUCCACCUGUUUAUCUUCAAGUAGGAUGGGUUGAUGGUCAGCAGUAUUUGGCAGUGAAUUAUGGUUCUUCAUAUGUUUGUGCAUUAAAGGGGUCAUCAGUGAAAUUUUCCUGUGUUUUAAACUAUCCACAUGAUCAUGAGCUUAAAACAGUCUUCUGGACCAAACCUGCUGUAACUGAUGGAGAUCCACCGAACCUGUGUUUAGACCCAGAAAACAGAGGAGGAGUUCAGUGUGACAGUGAAUAUAAAGACACUCACAGCAUCAGUUUGACGAGUGUAACAGAAGCAGAUAAACACAUCUACUACUGCAGAUUCACUACAAACAGAGGAAGAUGGACAGGGAUUCCUGGAGCUCGGCUGGACGUCACAGAUCUGCAGGUGGAGACAGAGCAGAGUGUGAAAGAGAAAGAUUCAGUCGCUCUGACAUGUAAAAGCAGCUGCUCUCUGCCUCAACAAACAACAUUCAUCUGGUUCAGAAACACACAGAUAUUAACUGAAGAGUCACGGGAGAUGCUUUACCUGCCGUCAGUCACCUCUUCUGAUUCAGGAAACUAUCAGUGUGCUGUUUCAGGAGAGGAACAUCUGAUCUCUCCACCUGUUUAUCUUAAAGUAGGAUCGGGUGAUUGUUUGCAGGAUUGGCGAGUGAAUUAUAGUUCUUCAUAUGUUUGUGCAUUAAAGGGGUCAACAGUGAAACUCUCCUGUACUUUAAAAUAUCCUCCUGAUCAUCAGCUCAAGAAAGUCUUCUGGACCAAACCUGCUGUAACUGAUGGAGAUCCACCGAACCUGUGUUCAGACCCAGAAAACAGAGGAAGAGUUCAGUGUGUCCGUGAAUAUAAAGACACUUACAGAAUCACUUUGACGAAUGUAACAGAAGCUGAUAAACACAUCUACUACUGCAAAUUCACUACAGAAACUCAGGGUGGAAAAUGGACAGGAGUUCCUGGAGCUCAGCUGGACGUCACAGAUCUUCAGGUGGAGACAGAGCAGAGUGUGAAAGAGACAGAUUCAGUCAAUCUGACAUGUAAAAGCAGCUGCUCUCUGCCUCAACAAACAACAUUCAUCUGGUUCAGAAACACACAGAGAUUAACUACAGGAAUCAUCACAGUGAAUCAGCUUCAGCUGCGGUCAGUCAGUCUUCAUGAUUCAGGAAACUAUCAGUGUACUGUUUCAGGAGAGGAACAUCUGAUCUCUCCACCUGUUUAUCUUCAAGUAGGAUGGGUUGAUGGUCAGCAGUAUUUGGCAGUGAAUUAUGGUUCUUCAUAUGUUUGUGCAUUAAAGGGGUCAACAGUGAAAUUGUCCUGUGUUUUAAACUAUCCACAUGAUCAUGAGCUCAGAACAGUCUUCUGGACCAAACCUGCUGUAACUGAUGGAGAGCCACCGAACCUGUGUUUAGACCCAGAAAACAGAGGAGGAGUUCAGUGUGACAGUGAAUAUAAAGACACUCACAGCAUCACUUUGAUGAAUGUAACAGAAGCAGAUAAACACAUCUACUACUGCAGAUUCACUACAAACAGAGGAAGAUGGACAGGGAUUCCUGGAGCUCAGCUGGACGUCACAGAUCUGCAGGUGGAGACAGAGCAGAGUGUGAAAGAGACAGAUUCAGUCAAUCUGACAUGUAAAAGCAGCUGCUCUCUGCCUCAACAAACAACAUUCAUCUGGUUCAGAAACACACAGAGAUUAACUACAGGAAUCAUCACAGAGAAUCAGCUUCAGCUGCGGUCAGUCAGUCGUGAUGAUUCAGGAAACUAUCAGUGUGCUGUUUCAGGAGAGGAACAUCUGAUCUCUCCACCUGUUUUUCUGAAAGUAAGAUCGGGUGAUGGUCAGCAGGAUUGGGGAGUGAAUUAUAGUUCUUCAUAUGUUUGUGCAUUAAAGGGAUCAACAGUGAAACUCUCCUGUACUUUAAAAUAUCCUCCUGAUCAUCAGCUCAAGAAACUCUUCUGGACCAAACCUGCUGUAUCUGUUACAGAAACCCCUGACCUGUGUUUAGUCCCAGAAAAGAGAGGAAGAGUUCAGUGUGUCAGUGAAUAUAAAGACACUUACAGAAUUACUUUGACAAAUGUAACAGAAGCUGAUAAACACAUCUACAACUGCAGAUUCACUACAAACACUGAGGGUGGAAGAUGGACAGGAGUUCCUGGAGCUCAGCUGGACGUCACAGAUCUGCAGGUGGAGACAGAGCAGAGUGUGAAAGAGACAGAUUCAGUCAAUCUGACAUGUAAAAGCAGCUGCUCUCUGCCUCAACAAACAACAUUCAUCUGGUUCAGAAACACACAGAUAUUAACUACAGGAAUCAUCACAGAGAAUCAGCUUCAGCUGCGGUCAGUCAGUCGUGAUGAUUCAGGAAACUAUCAGUGUGCUGUUUCAGGAGAGGAACAUCUGAAGUCUAAACCUGUUUAUCUUCAAGUAGGAUGGGUUGAUGGUCAGCAGUAUUUGCCAGUGAAUUAUGGUCCUUCAUAUGUUUGUGCAUUAAAGGGGUCAACAGUGAAAUUGUCCUGUGUUUUAAACUAUCCACAUGAUCAUGAGCUUAAAACAGUCUUCUGGACCAAACCUGCUGUAACUGAUGGAGAUCCACCAAACCUGUGUUUAGACCCAGAAAACAGAGGAGGAGUUCAGUGUGACAGUGAAUAUAAAGACACUCACAGCAUCACUUUGAUGAAUGUAACAGAAGCAGAUAAACACAUCUACUACUGCAGAUUCACUACAAACAGAGGAAGAUGGAUAGGGAUUCCUGGAGCUCAGCUGGACGUCACAGAUCUUCAGGUGGAGACAGAGCAGAGUGUGAAAGAGACAGAUUCAGUCGCUCUGACAUGUAAAAGCAGCUGCUCUCUGCCUCAACAAACAACAUUCAUCUGGUUCAGAAACACACAGAUAUUAACUACAGGAAUCAUCACAGAGAAUCAGCUUCAGCUGCGGUCAGUCAGUCGUCAUGAUUCAGGAAACUAUCAGUGUGCUGUUUCAGGAGAGGAACAUCUGAUCUCUCCACCUGUUUAUCUUAAAGUAAGAUCGGGUGAUUGUUUGCAGGAUUGGGGAGUGAAUUAUAGUUCUUCAUAUGUUUGUGCAUUAAAGGGAUCAACAGUUAAACUCUCCUGUACAGUAAAAUAUCCUCAUAAUCAUCAUCUCAAGAAAGUGUUCUGGACCAAACCUGCUGUAGCUGUAACAGAAACCCCUGACCUGUGUUUAGUCCCAGAAAAGAGAGGAAGAGUUCAGUGUGUCUGUGAAUAUAAAGACACUUACAGAAUUACUUUGACAAAUGUAACAGAAGCAGAUAAACACAUCUACAACUGCAGAUUCACUACAAAAACUGAGAAUGGAAGAUGGACAGGAGUUCCUGGAGCUCAGCUGGACGUCACAGAUCUUCAGGUGGAGACAGAGCAGAGUGUGAAAGAGACAGAUUCAGUCGCUCUGACAUGUAAAAGCAGCUGCUCUCUGCCUCAACAAACAACAUUCAUCUGGUUCAGAAACACAGAGAGAUUAACUACAGGAAUCAUCACAGAGAAUCAGCUUCAGCUGCGGUCAGUCAGUCUUCAUGAUUCAGGAAACUAUCAGUGUGCUGUUUCAGGAGAGGAACAUCUGAUCUCUCCACCUGUUUAUCUUCAAGUAGGAUAUACCCCUCAAAACACCUCAGUGUCCAUCAGUCCGUCUGGUGAAAUAGUGGAGGGAGAUUCAGUGACUCUGAUCUGCAGCAGUGACUCAAACCCUCCUGCUCUGAACUUCAGCUGGUUUAAGGAGAAUCAAAGCUCAGCUGUUGGAUCUGGACAGAGUUUCAUCAUCUCCAGCUUUAACUCCAGUCACAGCGGACGCUACUAUUGUGAGGCUCAGAAUCAACAUGGAUCUCAGAGAUCAGCGUCUGUUUCAGUCUCUGUUAAAGGUGAUUGGGAUAUCUUGUAUAUCAUUGCUGUCUGUGUCACUUCUGCAAUAACAGUUGGAUGUGGGCUCUUGUUUCUCAUCAUCAUCAUUGUGCACAAAAGGACUAAGAAAAGAAAUAAUGACUAUAAGGACACAGAGCAAGAUAAGGUAAGUCGUUUAGAUGCUGCACUGUAAAAAAUGAAGAAAAAUAGAUGAUGUCUUGGUAGUCAAUGACCUUUAUUUUCUGUUAAAUAAAAAUGUUUCCUUUAAAUUUAAUACCAAUGCAAUACAUAAUUCAAAAUAUGAGUAAAACACAUGUAAUCAUGGAUUGACAUUAAUUUAUAUGAGGGUCUGUAGGUAGCAUGUUAAUUAUCACACACUUCAGAUGUUACAAAU
Messenger RNA from Carassius carassius (crucian carp), 4824 nucleotides. Its product is annotated as sialoadhesin-like. Bases 1 to 4623 code for a protein of 1540 amino acids. NCBI's taxonomy places the organism in Eukaryota, Metazoa, Chordata, Actinopteri, Cypriniformes, Cyprinidae. The transcript is spliced from 18 exons. The record is from RefSeq and is a predicted model, not a curated record.